AUGGGUCGUUUAGCUACUGUGGAUCGACUGCAGAAAUGGGGUGUAAAUGUACAAACAGAAUGUGUAUUAUGCAGCACUGGAGCUGAGGAGAACCUGCAUCACUUGUUCUUUCAAUGCAGUUACUCGUCCUACAUCUGGAAUUCAAUACUCAGUUGGCUAGGAGAGACGAGGAGAAUGAGUAAUUGGGAAGAAGAAACUGACAGGCUUAGCAGGAAAACGAGGAACAGCAGACCACGAGCACAGAUUGUAAAAUUCUUAUAUGCUGCUACUGUUUACCAUUUGUGGAGUGAAAGAAAUGCAAGAAGAUUCCAAGAUAAAAAGAAAGAGAGUCAACAGAUUCUUAAAGAGAUGACAAUACAGUUGCACACAAGAGGACAACACUUUAGCAAAUGGAGGAGAGUCCUAGAGUCUUUGAAUAGUUAUCCUAAGUAG
Nicotiana attenuata is the source of this 432-nucleotide messenger RNA. RefSeq lists its product as uncharacterized. The transcript has a single exon. The record is from RefSeq and is a predicted model, not a curated record. NCBI's taxonomy places the organism in Eukaryota, Viridiplantae, Streptophyta, Magnoliopsida, Solanales, Solanaceae. The coding region runs from base 1 to 432 and encodes 143 amino acids.